GCAGGGCGGGCGGGCGGACGGACGGGCGGGCGAGCGGCGCUGCAAAGUCCGGAGCGGGCGGCGGGCCGGGAGCACAGCAGCCGCCGCCUCUGCAGACCCAGCAUGAACAUGGACAAGCGCAUCCACCUCGAGCUGCGGAACCGGACGCCCUCCGACGUGAAAGAGCUUGUUCUGGACAACUGCCGCUCCUUCGAGGGCAAGAUCGGGGGCCUCACGGAGGAGUUCGAGGAGCUGGAGUUCCUGAGCAUGAUCAACGUGGGCCUCACCUCUGUCGCCAACCUGCCAAAGCUCAACAAGCUCAAGAAGUUUGAAUUAAGUGACAACAGAAUCUCAGGGGGCCUGGAAGUCUUGGCAGAAAAGUGUCCGAGCCUCACACACCUGAAUCUCAGUGGCAACAAAAUCAAAGACCUCAGCACGAUAGAGCCGCUGAAGAAGUUAGGAAGCCUGAAAAGCCUCGACCUCUUCAACUGUGAGGUGACCAACCUGAACGACUACCGGGAAAACGUGUUCAAGCUCCUCCCGCAGCUCACGUACCUGGACGGCUACGACCAGCACAACACGGAGGCCCCCGACUCGGACGCCGAGGGCUACGUGGAGGGGCUGGACGACGACGAGGAGGAGGAGGAUGCGCCCUGGUGUCCCCCUGCAGAGGAAGAGUAUGACGAGGACACUCCCACCCCUGCAGAGGAAGAGGAGGAGGAGGAGGAGGAAGAGGGAGAAGAGGAAGACGUGAGCGGAGAGGAGGAGGAGGACGAGGAAGCAUACAACGACGGGGAGGUCGAGGACGAGGACGAAGAGGAGGAGCUUGGCGAAGAAGAGAAAGGUCAGAAGCGGAAGCGGGAGCCUGAGGACGAGGGUGAAGAGGACGACUAGAGCCCGCUGUCCAUCUGUCCGUCUGCCCGGACAGAAAUCUCUGUGAUUUGACUGUUUUUACCCCCACCCCCCUCCCCGUCUCCCCUGCCCCACCCACCACCUCCCCCCCAAAAAAAAAAAAAAACAACUUUUUUUCUGAUUGUAAACGUUACCUUGGGCACCAGAGAGGAACCGUGUGUGGGGGCCGGAGGGAGGGGCUGGAGGGUGGAAUAAAAGAGUAUUUUUACUGCU
Molecule: messenger RNA, 1104 nt
Organism: Erinaceus europaeus (western European hedgehog)
Lineage: Eukaryota; Metazoa; Chordata; Mammalia; Eulipotyphla; Erinaceidae
Gene: ANP32A
Product: acidic nuclear phosphoprotein 32 family member A
Exons: 7
Coding region: 103-873 (256 amino acids)
Biological process (GO): regulation of apoptotic process; nucleocytoplasmic transport
Cellular component (GO): nucleus; perinuclear region of cytoplasm
Molecular function (GO): histone binding
Source: RefSeq, a predicted model, not a curated record